AUGUCUGGGCAAAGGAGCCGUGGGGGGUCUUCUGAUCACCAGAGGCGGACCCGCAACCGCAGCCGCACCACCAGAGCCGACUUGACCUUCUCUGUGAGCCACCUGGAGCGCCUCCUGCUGGACGGCCACUACACCCAGCGUCUCAGCCCCAACGCCCCCGUGUACCUGGCGGCCAUCAUCCAGUACCUGACGGCCACCGUCCUGGAGCUGGCGGGCAACGAGGCCCAGAAAAUCGGCUGCAGGCGCAUCACCCCAGAGCUGCUGGACAUGGCGAUCCACAACAACGCACUGCUCAGCGGCUUCUUCGAGAACACCACCAUAUCCCUGGCUGCCCCGGGCAGGCAGUAGCUUCCCGACAUGGCCCGGGGUCCCGGGCCCCCACCCCUCCCAGCCCAGGCGGCCUGGCGCCUUGGGCAAAGUUAUUGAAAAUAAAGUGUUGA
Eptesicus fuscus (big brown bat) is the source of this 440-nucleotide messenger RNA. RefSeq names its product histone H2A-Bbd type 2/3. The transcript has a single exon. The record is from RefSeq and is a predicted model, not a curated record. The coding region runs from base 1 to 348 and encodes 115 amino acids. Gene Ontology annotation, molecular function: DNA binding; protein heterodimerization activity; structural constituent of chromatin. Lineage: Eukaryota; Metazoa; Chordata; Mammalia; Chiroptera; Vespertilionidae. Gene Ontology annotation, cellular component: nucleosome.